CCCAACAAUAUCUAUCCUUUUACGGUGACGGUUUUUCUGUUUCAUUUUAUUACUAGCACAUUUUAUUUCUGUUCGCCACAUUUUAUCUUAAUCAUUCCUAAUCAUCCGAGCAUCAUGUCAGCGCAGCCUGUAGGACCAGCUGGAGAGCCGUUACCUUCGCCCGAAACGGAUGCGAUUGCCCACUAUGAAUACUGGAAGGGACGAACCCGCGAAUCAGUUCAGUUUGCCAUGGCAGAGCCUCUACAGCCAAACGAAACCAUCCGAAGCCGUCGACAAUUGGCGAUGCAUACGGCAGCCCACGCGUGCAUUCUUGAGGCUGACAUUACGGGAUAUUAUGUGGACAUGUCAUCUAUCAAGAAAUUCGUUGUGGAAAUGCAUGAUGAUUUCACGGAAGAACGAGUGGAUUUCUUCCUUGGCGACGCUAUAAAUGCUGGAAUCUUGCUCAAGAAGAUGAGCCGCGAUGGACGUUUCGUGCUCGAAGUGGCCGAGGAAGUGAAAAAUAACCGCGAUCCAGAGACGAAGGUAAUCGACACAACUAGCAAGUUUCGUCGGAUGAUUCGCGUGAUCCUCUACCACGGCCGAUAUGCCAUGUCACGCACCGAAAUCCAACACUGGAUCUGUACGUUCGACGUACAGCUGCAGGACGUGGACUAUUGGCUGGAGCGCGGGCUGCGCCAACUGGUUAACCAGAAACAUGUCGUCGUUGUCUACGGAAAUCUUUUCGUGAACAGUUGCAUCGACCUGUGGCUACGAAGCAUUCGCGGCUGCUGUCUCUGCACCACUCUGGCCCAGACCAUCAAUAUCAAAAUGGGUACUAUGAAGGUGACAGUCAACGGAAGAGACACAGAACAACACUUUGCCGAUUGCAGCUUCGGUUACGUGGGACAAGACGGGGAUUUGGUUGUCGAUGGCGUCAUGGAGCGGCUGGACGCAAUCGAGCCCGAGAAGAACAACACCACCAACGUAAAUCUGGUAAUCCGGGCAAGCAAGGACGGGCGUAUUGAGAGAGAACCAAUUAUCACGCUCACUCAGCUGAAAGCUAUGGGCGGCCGUCCCAAAUAUGUUCCCCGAUCAAAGAAUACAGACACCGAAAAGAAAAGCCAGAAGAUGAAGGAGAAAGCUGAACGACCUGGCGCUGAGGUGAGCGCUGCUGAACCGGAUGCCAUCGAUAAAUUACUGCAGCAGGUUGAGCGCGAAAAAGACAUUAUGGAGAACUGCAAAGCGCUGGUAAACACGCUGAAAGCUCGAGCGACCAUGGAUGCAAAACAUAUCGCGUAUAUCCGUGAGGCUCUAGAACAGCGUCUUGCCAACUUGAAAACUGCGGAGGAGAACUUGGAUCUGGAUUAAACAGCGGUUGUAACAUAUCUGAUAAUUUGUUCUAAAAUUCGGCCGACUGU
Molecule: messenger RNA, 1397 nt
Organism: Paramacrobiotus metropolitanus
Lineage: Eukaryota; Metazoa; Tardigrada; Eutardigrada; Parachela; Macrobiotidae
Exons: 2
Coding region: 115-1347 (410 amino acids)
Source: RefSeq, a predicted model, not a curated record